This is a messenger RNA of Spodoptera littoralis (African cotton leafworm), 3347 nucleotides long. The record is from the annotation of a GenBank genome assembly. NCBI's taxonomy places the organism in Eukaryota, Metazoa, Arthropoda, Insecta, Lepidoptera, Noctuidae.
AUGACGUCAUUAAAGCACGGUGUCAAUUUGAGCCGGCGCGCCUGCAGGCGAUCCCUCGUGUGGGGCGCGAUAGCCGCUGCCCUCCUGUCCAACAUACAAUGCAAUCCUGUCGAAAGCACCACGAAACAAAGUCCGUCCAUAACAGUCGAUGGGAUUUCCACAUACCCCGGCCUGGGGUUCGGGCCCAUGGGUCCCGUGGCGCCGUUGCCUGGAGAACCACCAGGCACUCAACUUCGCCAACACCAGGAUACUACCACUAAUUUACCAAGUACAGAAACACCAGAGAAGAAGGUGAAGAAAUUAGUCAUUGCAGCCUUUGAAUUUCAUCGGGUUGAAACGCCUUUCUUAAUAGGAUUAUGGAUUUUCUUCGCUAGCAUAGCAAAAAUAGGAUUUCACAUGGCGCCGAAGUUGUCCAAAAUGUUUCCCGAGUCUUGUCUUCUAAUAUUUGUAGGGGUCCUCAUAGGGGCUCUACUAUUAAGUACGCACAGUGUACAUGUGCAGCCAUUGACACCAGAUACUUUCUUUUUAUACAUGCUGCCACCUAUCAUCCUAGACGCCGGCUACUUCAUGCCAAAUAGAUUGUUUUUUGAUCACCUUGGAACAAUUCUGUUAUUUGCGGUGGUCGGGACUGUGUUCAACACCCUGACUAUUGGGGCGUCCCUCUGGGCUUGUGGUCAGACCGGAAUGUUUGGGUGCACAACCCCUCUUUUAGACAUGCUCUUAUUCGCUGCCCUAAUAUCUGCAGUGGACCCAGUAGCGGUGCUAGCCGUUUUUGAAGAAAUCCAUGUAGAUGAAGUACUGUACAUAGUAGUAUUUGGCGAAUCGUUAUUAAAUGAUGCCGUUACAGUUGUUUUGUAUCAUAUGUUUGAAGCGUAUACAGAAAUGGGACCAUCGCGUCUUGAAUACACAGACUUUCUAGCUGGCCUCGCAUCAUUCCUUGUUGUGGCUGUUGGCGGCACAUGCAUUGGAGUCGUUUGGGGCUUCGCCACAGGUCUCGUCACUCGUUUCACACACGAAGUCAGAGUAAUCGAGCCAAUCUUUAUAUUUGUCAUGGCUUACUUGGCGUAUCUAAAUGCUGAGAUGUUCCACAUGAGCGGAAUACUUGCCAUAACAUUUUGUGGUAUAACAAUGAAGAACUAUGUCGAAGCGAACAUAUCUCACAAAUCGCAUACCACUAUAAAAUACACUAUGAAAAUGCUGUCUUCGUCUUCCGAAACAAUCAUUUUCAUGUUCCUAGGUGUAGCUACUGUAAAUAAUAACCACGAUUGGAACACGUGGUUUGUUUUAUUAACCAUCGUAUUCUGCUCAAUAUUUCGAAUAAUAGGUGUGUACAUAUUUAGUGCCAUAGCUAACAAGUUCCGUUUGCAUAAAUUGAAUAGAGUGGAAAAGUUUGUUAUGUCUUACGGAGGUCUUCGAGGUGCAGUAGCUUUCGCUCUAGUUCUACUAAUAGAUCCUGAGGUUGUAGAACUACAACCAAUGUUUGUGACUACAACUAUAGCAGUGAUAUAUUUCACUGUGUUCAUACAAGGCAUCACCAUUAAGCCUCUAGUUAAAAUACUUAAUGUUAAAACUGCAGAGAAGAGAAAGCCUACAAUGAACGAACGAAUUCAUGAACGGUUCAUGGACCAUCUAAUGGCUGGUAUUGAAGACAUUCUUGGAAAACAUGGCAACCACCAUAUGAGGGACAAGUUCAAAAGAUUUGAUAAUCGUUUUAUAAGGCCGUUCUUACUUAGAAAUUAUCAGGGUGCAGAACCUAAGAUUUUAGAAACUUACUCAAAGUUGGCAAUGAAAGAUGCCAUAGAAUACAUGCAGAGAAAUGCAUCUACCAUAGGAAAUAUAUCUGGAGCCGAAUCAAUGUCAGCUAUAUUCAAAAACUAUACAAAUGCCAACUUUAAUGGAAGUCCGAGCUUCAGUCAAUUGGAUUCGUCAACGUGGAACAUUGAUAUGCAGGAACUGGAAUACAAUCCGUCGAAAAAAGACCUGACUGACGCCAAGAUACAUCACCUUCUUGCCGAAGAACUUUGCAAGCCAUUUAGACGCCAUCGUCGCCUGAGCUACAGUCGUCAUGCGGUAAACGAUCGCGACCUCGGCACGCAAGUCAAUUACAAGACCCAUAUGAAUAUACGGCGACGGGUUGGUGAUAGGAAACAUCAUCACAAACGUAGUAAACGUGGAAAGCAGGAUGGAAAAAAUCAUGUGACUUUCCCUGAAUUCCAGCAAAACGGUUCGGCUAAACAGUUCACGCACGGUAAAAUAAAGUAUUAUAGAUUAGACUAUAUAGACGAGGUACUUCAAGAGGAGGGAGACGAGCGCGAGGUGGGACAACGUCGCGAAGGUGACGACGGCGGUAUUACAUUCACUGCCAAAUCCCCGCCUGGAUACAAAGAAGUCAGUCCGACGUCCUCGCAUAAAGAAAAUAGUAGUUCACUUUUAAAUCAACUGGCUAACCUGCCCGGAUUCAAUCCCUUGAAAGCGAGGAUUGUUAAGCAGUACGCUAAAACACCCGAAGAGAUCCUCCCGACAGCUGUUGAGAAAUCCUUACCGUGGAGAAGGGACAGAUCCACGUAUAACUUUGUUCCUAACGAGGAUAUUUUAGAAGAGGACGAAAGAAGACUGUCCGAUGAUAAUGACACCUACAUGAUAGUAGCUGAGCACGCUCGCGUAGCCACCCCAACGGCAACGGAGACCAUGCUGCCAUGGAAACGAGAGAAAUGGAGGGGUCCGGCUGCGGGGCCCUAAAACAAUCAGAGUUCCCUGCAUGGGCCUCGAACAAAGAGUACUUAGCGUAUAGCUCCCCUUCGGCUACGUUCUUAGGAGGCAUAGAGAAGCCAAAACAUCCAAAAUCUAUCAUAGGUCUCUUCCGAAGAGAGAGCUCUAGUUCUACACAAGGUGCAGCGGAGAGUGUGGUUCUAUCAGACUCAGAAGCAAAUAGAGAUAGUUGGAAUAAGGGAGAGGGGACAUCAAAAGAUACGGGAGCCAGACAAGGGCCAAGUUUGUUGUCCAAGAGGAGCACGAGCCUGGGAGGUCCGUCGGUAUUAUUGAUGGAGGAUGUAGCGCACUCAGAUCCCCUCGGUGCGUCUAGCAGACCAGCCAGCAUCAUGCAGGGACCACACAGAGGACAAUGUAGAAGAGGAUCAAUGUUAGAGUUAACUGGGUCAUUAUCUCGUGAUGCUAUCACAGAAGAGAAAUGCAGCAAAUCACUGCCAGAAAGUGAGCGAAUGGGUGUGAGACGGCUACCUCUCGGACAACAGAGUCUACCGAGGGAGCCAUUUAUCCGGCAGCUAACAAUGGCAUCCACGCUGAACACCAGCUCUUCGUCUGACGACUCCUCAGACGAGAACACCUGA